AUGCCUCAACUAGAUCAAUUUACGUAUUUGACGCAAUUUGUUUGGUUAUGUGUUUUUUAUAUGGCCUUUUAUGUAUUAUUAUAUAAUGAUGGAUUACCCAAAAUAAGCCGCAUUCUCAAAUUACGAAAACAGCUGAUUUCGCAUCAAAAUGUAGGCACAGAGCCGAGCGAUUACAGUGUUGAACAGGAUGUUGUUUUCAAAGAAUGCUUUGAUACCAGUAUAUCCUAUCUGUACUCAGGUGUAUCUGGAGCAUCCAAGUGGUGUAACGAAAUGGUAAAAAGCUUAAAUGCUAAUCAAUUAAAACAAAUGAAUAAAUCUUAUGUAUGUUCCUUGGGAGAAAUUAGUGUCUCACAAGUAAUAAAAAAAAACGCACUUUCAAUUAUGAGUCCCUCUACUUAUCAUAUCACUUCUUUAGCGUCACGUCAAACCACAGCUCUUAACAAAAUCUAUGUUUUACGCGGACAAAGGAACACCCUAGUAAAUAUCAAGAACGGACAAAAAAAAAAGAAAAAUACGAAUGCGUGA
Molecule: messenger RNA, 525 nt
Organism: Physcomitrium patens
Lineage: Eukaryota; Viridiplantae; Streptophyta; Bryopsida; Funariales; Funariaceae
Source: the annotation of a RefSeq genome assembly